CAAUCGAUUAGCUUGAUGCGAAUAACGAUAGCGUUUACGGUGGCAUUAUCACAUCCGUUGAAGUAUCCAAACACUGGACCGGAAAGCCAUCGCGAACUUUCCUGUGAAACGAUUAGUGGGACUUAUCUGUUGCUGCUCGACUACUGUUCGUUUGAAAAGUAUAAAAGAAAGCGAGGACUUCGAAAGGCCGUCACAGUUCCGGAGCUGUCCACCAUCAAUAAGUUGAAGAUUUUCUGUACUAGAAGCAGAAUGAAGGGCAAUUUGUUCAUUUCGUUUCUUUUGGCGGUGACCAUCAGCCACUGCAAAGUUUCGACAGCACCUGUAGGCAAAUGCCCCGAUAUCUUCGACUCCAACCACUUGGUCUUCCUGCCCCACGAGGACUGCACAAAGUUCUAUUUGUGCGGUCAUAAUGGCCCGGUUGAGAAACAGUGUCCAUCGGGACUGCACUGGAACUCGCAAGCCAGCGUUUGUGAUUGGCCAGAGUUGGCCGGAUGUAGUGGUGGAAGUACUGUGCCUCCAACUGUCACAGUAACUCCGGAACCUGUAACCUCUACUACGGCAUCUCCUGCAGUCACCACAACGGCACCAGCUGCGACCACUAGUGCUCCUCCCUCUUCAACUGUGGCACCAACCAACAAGUGUCCUGAAUUCUUCAACCCCGAUCACGUUACUUUCAUGCCCCAUGCCGAUUGUUCAAAGUUCUACGUAUGCACCCAGGAAGGUCCCGUUGAAAAGAGCUGUCCAUCUGGACUUCACUGGAAUCAACAGGGUAGCAUCUGCGAUUGGCCGGCGGUAGCUGGAUGUGUGGCCAGUGCAUCGAUCCCACCUAAGGACCGUGAAACCGUUGGUCAGUGUCCCGAACUGUACGAUCCCGAGAAUGAAGUUUUCCUAGCUGAUGCGUCGGACUGCUCCAAAUAUUACCUAUGCACAUGGGGAGGCAUCCCGGUACUGCUGAACUGUCCAGCUGGACUCCACUGGAAUAAGAACACCAAUCAAUGUGAUUGGCCUGCCCAAGCCGGAUGUGCGCAGUUUGAUCGAGAUCUAGUCUUCAAACACUCGAAACCAAUUGAAAUUUAGUCUUCGAAAGUAUCUAGAGUGGUUUCCGAUUGCUUAAGUACUGUGAUACAGUGGUUCCGAUGACGAUGACACAUUCAAUUGAGAGAUGUUAUCAGUGUGUUGAAUAAAAAUUAUUAUCCAGCAGGAAGGUUAAACUC
Molecule: messenger RNA, 1214 nt
Organism: Aedes aegypti (yellow fever mosquito)
Lineage: Eukaryota; Metazoa; Arthropoda; Insecta; Diptera; Culicidae
Product: probable chitinase 10
Exons: 2
Coding region: 16-1077 (353 amino acids)
Cellular component (GO): extracellular region
Molecular function (GO): chitin binding
Source: RefSeq, a predicted model, not a curated record